ACAAAUAUUGUGCAAAAAAUUCAAGUCGCGGAAGCAACAAAAGUUUUUCGGGAAGAAAGUUGGUCAAAUAUAGCCAUUAAAUAUUCAUAAAGUUGGAUUUAUUUAGUCCGAAAUAAGUUCUAGUAUGGAAAUGGUGUAAAGCAAUAUAUGAACGUUCGUAUACAUAAAUGAAAUAUUAAAUUCUGCAGCUGCAUUCCUUUGUGCUAGCUGCUGCGUCAAACGCAAAUAUUUAUGCAAUCCAGCACGGGCGUGAAUUUCAAUUCAUACCUACCUAAAUGCGUCAAAAUCAAUUUUAAAACAAUUCUGUCGGAUAAAAAUAUAUAAAUUAAUUCGAAAAUAUAAAACUGACUGUUUCGAAAAUGUCAGCAGUAUGAAGAGUUAAAAAUAAACACACAACCACCUCCACAAUUUUAGCUCUGCUUAAACGGCAAUCAUAAUACGGCAGAAACCAUUGUGAGCGCAGCGACGUUUUUGUGACAAAUCUCCACUUUUUGCCCUUUGAUUUGGGCGAUGUUUACUAUCAUGGAAAGUGCUAAAAUAAAAAUACAUAAAUGAAAAUAAAAUUGAAUGCAGCGUGUGGGAUAUAUUUGAGUCAUAAGUACUAUAUAUGAGUGAUUUGCUAUCCUUUGGCGUAAGACCAUUUACAUAGCCAAAAUGUCUGACUUUAUGCCACGUGACAUUCUUCCUGAUCUUUGGGAGGAGAUUCUUAAACGUCAUUGGACAUAUUUGGAAACGGAAGGAAGCGUAGAAAAGAUCGAAGAAGGAAAAAAAUUAGAGAAUUGCCUUAAGGAGUUUCUGUGCAUUGUGCCUCAUGAUCGGAAGUUUUUUCUUCCCGAGACUGCUCACGUGCUCAGGAAAUCAAUACGAGAAACGGACAAGUUCAAUGCGUACAAGGCGAUCAUUGGCUUUCGUUCAAUCAGCCAUUAUGCAAACAACUUAUUCACAAAACCAUGGCGGAAAGAAUUUAGAGUGUUAAAGAUGUAUUCCGGUUUCUAUCAGCAUGAAAUUAAAUCUAAUUUGCUUGAUGCUGAAAAACUCUUCGAGGCUAUGGGCUACCGACAGGUUUCGGAUGAGAUUCUUGUACUAGAUGGUCCUAUUUGUCCCGAUCAAGUGACAAAUGUAUCACGUGACGCAAUGGCGGCCUAUGUCGAGUGUCAAAUAAUGGAGCACAUCUAUGCGGGCCUCAUUGCUAUUGGACUGACAUGUUCUUGGCAGGAUAUUUUUAACUAUCGGGAAACAUUUGUUGGCGGAACCUCACAAGCAAUCAAAGGUUUGGCCUACGCUAUUCACGAAAAGCGAAUGCGAAAGGAAAAACUUAUAACUCUUGAUAACUGCUAUGCUAGCAUCCAACACUCACCACAAACGUUAAAUAUCACCCCGACGUCGUCAGAGUGUCCAAAUUGUGCGCUUUAUAAUCGAAUGCCCGCACAUCCGCAGUACGCUAUGCAUAGUGACAACCAUCGAACAUGUGCCCUUCACACGCCUGCAUCGACAAAAGUGACGAACCAUUUGUACAAUGGAAAUAGCAAAAUGCCUUCUUACCCAAUAUCAGGAUAUCAACAAGCGCAGCACGCAGGUUUUGGCGUAUCCCCUGCGGGCAUGCAGCACUCACGAAGUUUGGAGCACUAUAGUGAACCGGUGCCACAAUUGCCACAUAGACAUUCAUUUGAUCAUCAGCAAAAGGGCUGCACUGCACAUCAUUACAAACCGCCACAUCAAUUGCCCCCACAGCACGUGUACGAGUCUCCUUAUGAUUGUCUGGAUGGUUCAAGCAUGGGCGGUAGUAGUGUUUCUUAUGCAGCCGUUGUGGCAUCCGGUGGCGUUUCAAAUAACGGUAUUAGCAACUGUGAAAUGAAUUCCGCUUACUAUCAUCCUUACAACGUGUCGGGUAAUCGGUAUCCACUCCCGUACAACAUUUCAAAUCAGUUGAAUUCGCACUAUGCAACUCCUAAUGUUACGUGCAAUGGCAUUAAAGGUGAUCCCUACAAUAAUGCAGACAACAGUGGCUAUGCUUCCGUAUCGAAAACGCAUAAUUGUAAUCACCAUCAGCCGCCACUGCCGCCAAUGCGUCAAUCGUCUGUAGUGGCUGGUGGUAAAGAUUUUCAAGCGUACCGACAACGUUCCUUUCCACCUGAUCAACAGUUGAUUGAAUUUGAUGAUCGAGCGCCGCUAACGUCGCAUGACUUCCACGCGCAACUACAUGGAAUAGCGCAUUGUAAUUCAUUUGAUUACGAGCGCGAGCGAGAUAGGGAGCGUGAACGGGAUCGAAUGCUCGAGCAGCAGCGGCGCUUGAGUCGUGCGACCAACGUGGCAUCAGCGUACGCUCAGCCGAAGGAUAUUGUAAUGGGCCUGCCAUAUGCGUCGCAUGCGGGAAUACCAUCUGCUUCUCAGCAGCCCUCGUCUGAUGACAUGUAUGGCAGUUAUGUGUAUGCACGUCCUUUACCUAAAGCUGAUCGUUCUAAAUUUAACUCAUCGUCUACUAAUGCGGCACCAAAGUAUGAAAGGAACUCUAAUAUAUUGGAUGCACUUGAAAAUAACGAUAAACAACUACAUCUGCAGACCAUGGAAUUAAAGGAUAACACUACACCGCACAACGGGAUGCCUGGCGGAGGUAGUCGACGGAAAAUAUCUAUGCUUGCCGAUGAAGCGCCAGACAUGAGUUUCGAGUCGAAUUUCGAUGAUUUUAUUACCGUGGGCCAUAGUGAGCAUCCUAUACACCGUUCACCGACGCAAGCAUCCAAAAAUCAAGAUGGUGUAGGUUCCUUCGAGUCAUGGAACUACGUUUUUAAGAAUCUGGAGCGAUCCGGUUAUUCCAAGGACUUAGGUGAACGAGGAGAUCUGCUUGUUCAGGGCUUAGAUUUGGACUCAAUGAAUUUAUCGAAUGGUGGCGGCGGAAGCGGCAGCGGUGGAAAGACUACAGUUGAAAGGCGGCGCUCAAAUCACGUAGAUGCGGCAAAAACAGGACGGCAAACUAACAACGAUUUAGGCAAGGCGCGUGCGUUGGAAAAAACGAAUGCGUCAACUGCGUUGCGAGAAAGUGAAAAACGCGAUGAGAAAAAAUUGGGAGCUGGUGGUGGUAAACAAGAAAAAUCUAUUCUGAAACAGCAGCAGCAACCAGUGAAGAAAACAAAGUCUGCUCUAAAGCAAACUUCGAAUAUAGCCACACACUUAGCGCAUGACAAUAAUAAUGGCAAUAACGAAAUGCAACUCGAGAGAAACUUGCGGCUGAAGAAUCGCAAACAAGCCGCAGAGGAAGUGGCCGCCACACAGCCAACCAUGAGUGGCCAGAGUGAAUGGAGCUGUCAUUUCUGCACUUUUCUCAAUCCUAAUACGAAACGAAUAUGUGAGAUGUGUUGCCGCAGCAAGGACUUCAAUCUUGAAGCGACCGUAUCGCACACACCUACUUGCGUUUAAUCGGUUGCAACCCAGCUUGUUACGCAUGCCGUGCAGUGGGCAAAUUGAUAUUUUGUGGAGCAUAGCAUAGUCAGAAUUCUGAAAUUGUUAUUUAUCAUAUGCGAAGUAAUAAUAUUCGUUGUGAGCAUGGAAGUCAUUAGUCAAAUCUAUACAGAAAUUUAAAACUUUUAACACAUUUUGUUUGUUCUUACAACUGCUCCUUGUAGGGAUCCCAUGUUAUUGUUUUGUUUGUGUGCCUCCUUUCAUGAAUACAGUCCUGAAGCGAAUUGCUGGGCCAAGCGUAUUUCAGUGUUACUCUUAUUUAUAAUGUAAACUCUUUUUUAUUCAUUGUUGAAACUUACUAGAUGUAUUUUAAUAAAUUAUUAACUUAAGAAGUAACAACAAUCAAGGUUUUAAUCCUUUGGUUCCAUUUGUGCCUCCUGUUUUAUUGUUUGACAAACAACUAACCACAAAUUUCCAAAUACGAAUUUGAUUGUGAAAUUUAAACUUAAUGCGAGUUAGAAAACCUGUAUAUUUUGUAAACUUAAUU
Molecule: messenger RNA, 3943 nt
Organism: Anastrepha obliqua
Lineage: Eukaryota; Metazoa; Arthropoda; Insecta; Diptera; Tephritidae
Gene: tamo
Product: protein tamozhennic
Exons: 7
Coding region: 655-3414 (919 amino acids)
Cellular component (GO): cytoplasm
Source: RefSeq, a predicted model, not a curated record